CUUGGUCCGGCCUGCGUUGCAUGGGAGCCGGACGCAUCCCGGCCCAGCCCGACCUGACCCGACCCCCGGAUCCCGAGCCAGCGCCAGGCGGCGAACACAAGCACGACCCGCUGCCAGGAGGGACUGACUGUGAGCUUCUGCCUACGGAACUAAAGAUUUUUCAUAAAUUGAUAGUUCUGACAACCAAGUAAAUGGCAGCUGCAGAUGAUUUGCAGUUCCAAGAGUUCGAUGAUGCCACAAACCUAUUGGCAGCAAAUCCUGAUGCCACAACGAUAAGCAUCGCAGAUCCCAAUGAUAAACCUAAAAAUCAGAGAGGUCCAUCAGAUGAGGUAGGAAGAGAUGAGGAUGAAGAUUUGCUGGGGAAUGAAGACUCUGACAAGGCAGAGUUACUUGCAGGACAAAAGAAGAGUGCCCCCUUUUGGACUUUUGAAUAUUAUCAAACAUUUUUCGAUGUUGACACCUUCCAGGUAUUGGACAGAAUAAAAGGUUCCCUUUUACCACUUCCUGGCAAAAACUUUGUAAGAUUAUAUAUCCGCAGUAAUCCAGAUCUUUAUGGUCCCUUCUGGAUCUGUGCCACUCUGGUGUUUGCAAUAGCAAUAAGUGGAAACCUUGCAAAUUUCUUGACUCAUCGUGGCCAGCGUGGUUAUCGUUAUGUACCUGAGUUCCAUAAAGUUUCUAUAGCAGCUACAGCAAUCUACACCUAUGCCUGGCUCAUUCCUCUUGGACUCUGGGGCUUUCUGAUGUGGAGAAACAAUAAAGUGAUGAACAUUGUCUCAUAUUCAUUCUUGGAGAUAGUGUGUGUCUAUGGAUACUCGCUAUUUGUUUACAUUCCUACUGCAAUGCUGUGGAUUAUUCCAAGUGAGAUAGUACGUUGGCUGACAAUAGUACUGGCCAUGUGCCUUUCAGGCACCGUACUAGUGAUGACCUUUUGGCCAGCUGUCCGGGAUGAUAACCGGAGAAUUGCCAUAACGACUAUUGUAGUUAUUCUGAUCCUUCAUGCCCUGCUUGCAGUUGGCUGUAAGGCCUAUUUCUUUGAUCCACCAGAAAAAGUCAAGCCUUCUCCUCUUGUCUCCACAACUAUUACUCCAACUCGUAAUGGAACUCUUUUGGCAAACCACAGUGCAUAACUUGUCAGAUUUGUUCACUGAUGUCUUUGUAUGCGGAAAGGCUCUUCAAACGAAACAGCCAGUAUAACUACAAAGAAAUAUGCUGAUUUAUCUAACCAUUGUAGAGCUCCAAACCAAUUAAAUCAGGUUUUGGGAUCCUU
Pristis pectinata (smalltooth sawfish) is the source of this 1267-nucleotide messenger RNA. RefSeq names its product Yip1 domain family, member 1 (gene yipf1). Gene Ontology annotation, cellular component: Golgi apparatus; membrane. The transcript is spliced from 10 exons. The record is from RefSeq and is a predicted model, not a curated record. Gene Ontology annotation, molecular function: small GTPase binding. Bases 192 to 1127 code for a protein of 311 amino acids. NCBI's taxonomy places the organism in Eukaryota, Metazoa, Chordata, Chondrichthyes, Rhinopristiformes, Pristidae. Gene Ontology annotation, biological process: vesicle-mediated transport.